AUUGUAUCUGUUGUAGAUCUGCAUUUUGUUAUUACCUAGCUGAUAGCUCGAAUUUUUGAGAAUUUAUAUACUUAAGUAAUAAUAAAUAGUAUCUAAAUGGACACUAAAACUGAAUUUAAAAUCCCGGACAAGUGCGAGUUGGUCUAGCGCACUAAGGGUCCCGUACAAACUUAUGUACACAUGUAACAUAGGUACUACAUGAACAUGCUCUGGCAGCAAAACGGCGUGCUCACCAAAUAUUUAGAAGCUUUUCGAAAUUUUGAUAGUGUUGAUUUUUUCACAGCUGAAACAGAACAUAGACACAAGUAUUUGAUAUAAAUUUUAUUUUAAUAUCUAUAUACGUUUCCGAGAAUAAGGUUCUUGACAGACAGACGGAAGGACAGACGGAUAACAAAAUUAUUCAAUAAGGGUUCCUUUUUGACGUACAGAAUCCUAAAAUAAAGACAGGACAGUCGCAAACAUGAAGGUGGAGUUCAAUAUAUCCACCAACAAAAUAUUUAGUCAUUUAACGUGCCAUCGCUGGCCCCAGGGCCAGGCAGGGGCAGGGCAGGCCAAGGGCAGGCUUCUCUCGCUCUUCCUUGGGAGAACUCAGCGCACAACAGUCAAAAGCAAUUGGAAAGUCGUGCCGAAGGAUUCGUGUGAGAUAUAUAGAGAGAGAAAGAGGCGGCAAAUAGUUAACGAAAGACGUAAUCGCAAACAUAAUGGAUUCGAUAAGAGAUGCGAGGAUGUUGUUGAUGAAGAAAGUAAUAAAGUGGAUCAACGAAGGGAAACAAAGAAAAAUCGUAAGAGAAUCAAUAAAAAAGGAAAUAGAAAAAAUCAGAAACACUCUAAACGUAAACACAGACAACGGUGCAGUUCGCCCAUAUCUUCAUAUCACAGUACAUCAAUAACAUCAUGCUCAAGUUAUUCAGAUAUGGACUUGGAUUAAUUUACAGGAAAUAAAAGAUUUUCAUAUACCUACA
Molecule: messenger RNA, 962 nt
Organism: Manduca sexta (tobacco hornworm)
Lineage: Eukaryota; Metazoa; Arthropoda; Insecta; Lepidoptera; Sphingidae
Exons: 3
Coding region: 461-928 (155 amino acids)
Source: RefSeq, a predicted model, not a curated record